AAAGAUAAACCCCUUCACAAACUCACGCUCACCUCCUCGUCCCUUCUUCUGCCCUCUCUGCUGCUCCUCGCUUGUAGCGAGAGUGAAAGGACUCGCUGGUGCUCCAACCCCACCUUCCACCCCACGAGCUCUUCACACUUGCCCUACACACCGUCUUCUUCUUCGUCUUCUUCACGUCUUUUCCCAGUCGGAUUCUUGAAUCUUCUGUUUGCCCUUUAAAUUGAAUCGCGGAUAGCGUCCCACAAUCUUCGGGCGGCUUCGUCCUACUCUCCAGCUUCUCAUUUCAAUGUGCAUACGGAGAGUUGGCGGCUAGUUUUCGAUCAGUCCGAGUUAAUAAAUGGGAAAGAAAGCGAAGAAGAAGGGCAGGACCCCUAUUAGGGAAAAGCCGGUUGCUAACCAUAUUCAGAAAACUGUGCCCCCACAAAACGUUGCUGAGAAUGAGAUUGCCAAAGGCCAUCCAGUUCAGAAUGAGAGUAAAACCUGUGCCCACCUGGAAAAGGGUUUUGAUUUGAAUGCUUUCUCUGUGAAGAUCAGAUCUUCUGAAUUGUUAAAGUGCGAGGAUUGUAGAGAAGGUGUAGCUGAUAGGAGAGGGAAUAAGGGAAAGGGUAAACAGGGGAAGAAGAAGAAAGGUGGUGCUUCAACAAACUCAAAGUCCGAGUCCAGAGCCAUAUGGGUUUGCUUGGAGUGUGGGCAUUAUGCCUGUGGAGGGGUCGGUUUUCCGACAACUUCUCAAAGUCAUGCUGUUCAGCAUGCAAGGCAAACACACCACCCGUUGGCAAUCCAACUUGAAAAGCCUAGCCUUCGGUGGUGCUUUCCAUGCAGUGCACCAAUCCCGAUUGAUAAAAGUCAGGAAAAUGGCGAACAACAGGACGAUCCGCUUGCAGAAGCCGUGAAGCUAAUUAAAGGGCGGUUUAUGCAAGCGCCAUCUGUAGAUAUUGAAGAUGUUUGGUUUGGAAGUGGCAGUGUUACCAGCGAAGUGAAUUUGACAAGCAGUGUCUCCAGCUGUUCAGACGGAAGAGGUGCUUAUGUGGUAAGAGGAAUGGCUAAUCUUGGGAAUACUUGCUUUUUUAAUUCAGUUGUGCAAAAUCUUUUAGCCUUGGAUAGGCUAAAAGAUUAUCUUGGGAAGCUGGACACAACUGUUGGACCUCUCACUAUUUCGUUGAAAAAACUUUUUUCAGAAGUAAAGAUGGAAAAUGGAGUGAAAAAUGUGAUUAACCCAAGAUCCUUAUUUGGAUGUAUCUGUUCCAAGGCUCCUCAGUUUAGAGGAUAUCAGCAGCAUGACAGUCAUGAAUUGCUCCGUUGCUUACUGGAUGUGUUGUCAGCUGAGGAGUUUGACGUGAAAAAACAGUCAAAACUUCCCCAAGAGGGUGGAGUUCCCCAUAAUCAGAAUGUGACUUUUGUCAACGCUGUCUUUGGGGGCCAGAUAUCAAGCACCGUUUGCUGUGUUGUUUGUGGGUACUGCUCUACUGUGUAUGAGCCAUUCCUAGAUCUCUCAUUGCCUGUUCCCACCAAGAAAUCUCCACCUAAAAAGAACCAGCCUAUUUCUCGAGCAAAGAAAGCAAAAAUACUGCCGAAAAAAGGUUCACGGAUACGGCCAAAGAUUAACAAAGAUUCAGAAUCCAUUACAGCUCAUAGUGUUUCCAGUGCAUCAGCGAGUGCACAAUCUACCACACAUCCUAUAGACACUGUUGCUUCAUCAAGUGAUUCUAGGAUUGAAACUUCUUCUGGCUCAGGUGCUGCAGUUGAUGACAGAGUUACUUUUCCACCAGAUCACUUGGCUAUCAAAGACCAUGAUAACACACCUCUCUCUGGAAAAGAGACAGACACAAUAGCUGCUUCUACCGAAGAGUUUACAUGGAUAGAUUACCUUGAUCCUGGGGUUCAGAUCUUUCAGAAAGAGUUGGAGCAGCAUGCUGUUCCAGCCGAUGAUCCGGCAUGGUUGGACUAUCUUGAUUCACAACCAUCAUCAAGUGAAAUUAAUUUUUACUCACAAGAUAAUGGGUGUAGACAGGUCCAGGGAGAUGGUGUUGCAGAUGUGGCUGAUCAUGGCUCACAAAAAUAUCACUUUUUAAGGGAUAGUGUUAAUGAAGCAACUGAUAUAACAGAGGAAAUAUCUUCCAGAAAUUCCUGGGAAGAUGAGACACCAUUGCAGGUCCAAGAUUCUGAAGUCCUGUUGCUUCCAUAUGAAGAAAACACGUCAACUACGGGCGACAUCACUAGAGAAGGUGUGACAUGUUCGAUGGCCUACACACAAGACGAAUCAGAAUUUGAUGGCUUUGGUGACAUGUUCAAUGAGCCUGAUGUUGUUUAUGGGCCUGUUGCCGGUCCUUCUUUAGGUGGUGAUAAUUUUCAGACAAAUGAAGUUGCAGACUCUGGUUUGAUGGCUGGAAACAGCAGCGAGUCUGAUCCUGGGGAAGUUGAUAAUUCAGAUUCCCCUAUAUCCAUUGAGAGUUGUUUGACUGACUUCACUAAGGGGGAACUUCUUUCUAAUGAUAAUGCUUGGGACUGUGAGAAAUGUUCAAAAACUCUGCGACAACAGCAGCUUGAAUCCAAGAAGAAGAAGCAGGAAAAUUGUGUAGCAAGCUUAUGCACCUAUGGAUUUGAGACAGGAAGCCAAAUCAUUUCAGCUGAUUCAAGUUCAGUAUCCUUCUGUCCAGCUGAGGCCCAAAAGUUUAGCAAUGGAAGUAGCGAAAAUGAUGAUCACUCCGUCGACACUAAUCACAAAGAAGUUAUCCUUCAAAAUGGGAAGCUCGAUAUACCAUGUCAUGUGAGCUCAAGUGAUCAAGCCACUGGGUCUUGUGCAGGUCAUGAACCUAGUUGUACUGGAACGAUUAUGGGAAAACUUCGACAGGUCAAUCCCGUGUUGGCUACAAAAUGCGAAAUGGAGAUAGUUGACAAAGAAGCAGAUUCAGGAGCUGUGAAAGUGAAGAGGGAUGCAACUAAAAGGGUCCUCAUACACAAAGCUCCACCAAUCCUUACCAUUCACUUAAAAAGAUUCAGCCAGGAUGCUCGGGGUCGUCUAAGUAAAUUGAAUGGUCAUGUCAUUUUCAGAGAAACAAUUGAUCUGAGACCAUUUAUGAAUACGAGGGGGGAGGAGAAAGAAAAGUGUGUCUAUCGUCUCACUGGUGUUGUGGAGCACAUGGGGACCAUGCGUGGGGGCCACUACGUCGCCUACAUUCGCGGAGGUGAGAAGAGCAAAAAUGGAGCCGGGGCUUCCGUGUGGUAUCAUGCCAGUGAUGCGUAUGUGCAUGAAGUUACGAUAGAAGAAGUUCUUCGCUGUGAGGCAUAUAUCUUAUUUUAUGAGAUAAUUUGAAUCCAAUCUACAUUUUUGUUUUGGAUAUAUUUUUCUUGAUUCUUUGUCCCUCAAGAGCAUUGUGAGCCGUUUUGGAGGGAGAUACAAGAGAGAAGGCAGAGAGAGGAUAUAGAGGCUCAGUGAACAACAGGGUUGUCAUUUACCCUGAAUCAUAUACCCACUUUUUUCCCUUUUGAGGUUUAAUGAGCUGCAAAUUGCGUAGUUGUGAAAUUAUUUUUGGGGAAAUUUUCACUGAAUUUUUUUUUAUCAUAUCUUUCAGGCUUAAAUUGCAGUCUGGGAAUGCCUGCAGACGUACUUUGUCAAUGUUAAUGAGGAAAUGAUGUUUUGUCU
Messenger RNA from Rhodamnia argentea, 3643 nucleotides. RefSeq names its product ubiquitin carboxyl-terminal hydrolase 2-like. The transcript is spliced from 4 exons. Gene Ontology annotation, biological process: protein deubiquitination. The record is from RefSeq and is a predicted model, not a curated record. Gene Ontology annotation, cellular component: cytosol; nucleus. The coding region runs from base 338 to 3313 and encodes 991 amino acids. Gene Ontology annotation, molecular function: cysteine-type endopeptidase activity; cysteine-type deubiquitinase activity; zinc ion binding. Lineage: Eukaryota; Viridiplantae; Streptophyta; Magnoliopsida; Myrtales; Myrtaceae.